GAGGCUGGGGGCAGGCAGGCGCCCUCCCCUGGGACGCAGCGAGAUGCCCAGAUAAGUCCCUGCGCGUCGCCCCAGCCUCUGCAGAUGCCUGGAGAAGAGGGAGACAUGAGGUUGCCUGUGGGGGAAGUUGCCUUUAAAUGGGAGAAACUCCUCCAGCAGGAUGCUUCGAAGGCUGCGUCUGUCACCCAGGAGAAGACAGGAGCCAGGCCCUCCCGGGUUUCUGCUACCCUGGCUGCAUACUCGCUAUAAAAUUCCCCCAAGGGAGAGAAAGCAAGCAAACGCAUUAGAGUUAUCUACGAAAUUCACAAAAAGUCAUUUCUUUGUAAAUUAUUACGUGCCAGGAAAACAUCAAGAGAAACAGUCUCAAGAACACAGGCAAAGGAAUCUGGGAGAAGGAAUAUGGAUCUUCAAAACAAACAAAUGCUAUAGUGCUAUAGGCAGUAAAUCUCAUUAACGGGACUUUUCAUCAAGGCAGAAACCAGUAUAGUGACAAUAAUAAUCCCAUUUAAUUACAUAGCGCCAAAUAUAUCGUUGCCACUUUCCGAUAAAACAAAGGCAGAUUCCUCAAUGGCAGAGGGCGGAUCGAAGGACCCAAUCAGUUUCUUCCAUCCCUAACUUCUGUGAAUCUCAGAUAAAUACACCACUUUGGAGAGAGGGGAGUGGGGAAAUCUCCGAUCUCCAUUAGACACUCAGCUCCAAGUUAGAGACAACAAACGUUUUCUCUUCAGGCCCCAGAGGAAGGAAAUCAGUGCAUCUGCAGAGAAAGAAGAAGCCAUUGAGUUGUUUUGAAUGAAAAUGUGAUUGGGUUGUGGGUUUUUUUAGAGGAUUGAUCUAAAAGGAAAGUGAGGAGACAAGAAAAGGAGACAUAAGACAUUGGCCUGCUGCUGUCUGACUGGCAGAUUCCAGUUAACACCUUAUCAGCAGAGCAGCAGGCAGCAGCAAAUCCUCGCCUGCUGAAGCUACACAGGGAAAGAAAGAGGGGAGGGUGUUCUGUAACCAGGGACGACAACAGCAACACUCCACAGAGCUACCGGGAGGAUAGAGAGAGAGACACACACACAGAUCCUGCACAAUAACCUUCCUUACCAGGCUGUGCAAGCAAGGGCAGGGGAGGAAAAACAAAUCAACCUGCAGUGUUUAAUUUUUUAUUAAGAGAACCCAUGCCUGAAAUGUAACCACAGCUCUGGUCGCUGUAAAAAAACCGAACCCCAAAGCCCUCUCCCCAAGUGUAAUGUAGCAAUUCUGUUGAUUAGCGUUAUUCUUCAAUUGAAGAGGGGGGUAAAAUCCUCCAGGACUGAAAUCCUGUCUCCCAGAAGGUUGGAGCACCACUAAAACAAAAGCAAUUCUUCCCUCUCCCCCUUACUCCAUUGCCGCUGCUGCUUUUUUGUUUUUUAAAGAAACAUUGUUCUAGGAAGGAGAGGAGAUUGGCAGAAGAACCCGAGGUGAUUUUGAAUUGUUUUUAAAGUCAAGGCAAGCCUUCGGAUGACCCCUCAGUGAAAGAGGGGGAGUUACCAGGCAAUACAGUGAUUGAUGUACUGAGUGAUCUGGAGGAAGAGCUGCUGGGCAAUAAUGGGGAAAUCCAACAGCAAGUUGAAGCCUGAAGUUGUGGAAGAGCUGACCAGGAAGACCUACUUUACAGAGAAGGAGGUUCAGCAGUGGUACAAGGGCUUCAUCAAGGACUGCCCCAGCGGACAGCUGGACGCAGCUGGCUUUCAGAAGAUCUAUAAGCAGUUCUUUCCCUUUGGCGACCCAACGAAGUUUGCAACCUUCGUUUUUAACGUCUUUGAUGAAAACAAAGAUGGGAGGAUCGAAUUUUCGGAAUUCAUCCAGGCGCUGUCGGUCACUUCCCGAGGGACCCUGGAUGAGAAACUGCGGUGGGCGUUUAAACUGUACGACUUGGACAACGAUGGUUACAUCACGAGGAACGAGAUGCUGGACAUCGUAGACGCUAUUUAUCAGAUGGUGGGAAAUACGGUAGAGCUUCCAGAAGAGGAAAACACACCUGAGAAGAGAGUGGAUCGGAUUUUCGCUAUGAUGGACAAGAAUGCCGACGGGAAGCUAACGCUGCAGGAGUUCCAGGAAGGCUCCAAAGCCGACCCGUCCAUCGUACAGGCCCUGUCCCUCUAUGAUGGACUCGUAUAGUCCCGGGAUCCCAAGCUGAGUUGCCUGGGGGAAGAUUCUUUCUGUGCCAUCAGACCACCUCAGUAAAGAAGCUUGCCUGUCCCUCUCCAGCCUUCCUUUAUGUUACACGAACAAGGGAGGCGCUUGAAGUGUGAGGUCAUCCCCCGCACCCACUCUGCACUCUGAAUUAACCGUGUCCAUUUGCCAACUUCCGCUUUCUCAACAACAACAACAACAAAAGGGAAAAAAAAGAAGAAAAAAGAAAGGAAAAAAAUAGAAAAAGAAAAAACAGCGAAUUAUUCAGCUUCUGGGGGUGGAAGGGAUCAUGCAUCGCUGUGUGGAGACCCCUCCCGCCUCUCGCUUUUACUUACUUCGA
Terrapene triunguis (Three-toed box turtle) is the source of this 2497-nucleotide messenger RNA. It is a transcript of the gene NCS1, whose product is annotated as neuronal calcium sensor 1. The transcript has 9 exons. NCBI's taxonomy places the organism in Eukaryota, Metazoa, Chordata, Testudines, Emydidae. The coding region runs from base 1570 to 2142 and encodes 190 amino acids. The record is from RefSeq and is a predicted model, not a curated record. Gene Ontology annotation, molecular function: calcium sensitive guanylate cyclase activator activity; calcium ion binding.